AUGUCGCUGUCACACCUUCCCGAAGGAGUUGCCAAGUCCAUGGCCGAGACCAAGGUCGAAUAUAAGCGCCUUGGUAACAGCGGCCUCCGCGUCUCCGUUCCCAUUGUUGGAUGUAUGAGCAUUGGAAACCCUGAAUGGGCACCCUGGGUCGCUGGUGCCGACAAGGCCCUCCCACUGCUGAAGGCGGCUUAUGAUCGCGGUGUUAACACUUGGGAUACUGCAAACAUCUAUUCCAAUGGCGACUCCGAGAGAGUUAUUGCCCAGGCCAUCAAGGAAUACCAGAUCCCUCGCCACAAGCUGGUUCUUAUGACCAAGGCAUACAGCUGUGUUGGAGAGCAACAAUUCCACGCAUACCCUAUCAUUGAGGACUUGAAGAAGACUAAGGAUUACGUGAACCAGUUUGGCCUCUCACGGACGGCAAUCUUUAAGGCACUUAAUGAUUCUCUCAAGCGUCUGGAGACCGACUACAUUGAUGUCUUCUGGAUUCACCGCUUUGACCCCGACACUCCCAUCGAGGAGACCAUGCACGCUCUUCACGACCUUGUCGUUGCAGGAAAGAUCCGCUACCUCGGAGCCUCCUCAAUGUGGACUUACGAAUUCGUCAUGAUGCAAUCAUACGCCGAGAAGAUGGGAUUGACCAAGUUUGUCGCCAUGCAGAACCGUUACAACCUGCUCUACCGUGAGGAGGAGCGUGAGAUGAUCAAGUACUGCAACCUCACCGGUGUUGCUGUUGUCCCUUGGGGACCUCUCGCCGAGGGACAGCUUGCUCGUCCCCUGAAAGUUCGUGGAACCACUACCAGAUCUUCUGGUGGCAAUGAGACACCUUCCAGCCUGCGCCCUGAGUCCGAGGAAAUCAUUAACAGAGUGGAGGAGCUCGCGAAGCGCAAGGGAUGGACUAUGUCCCAGGUUACACUCGCCUGGCAAUGUAAGCGCGUAACCAGUCCUAUCAUUGGCUUUAGCAGCGUCGACAGACUCGAGGAUGCUUUGUCCGCACGCGGUAAGCAGCUUACUGCUGAGGAAGAGAAGUACUUGGAGGAGGUUUACACCCCCGUCGAGGUUGAGGGUCACUUCUAA
Molecule: messenger RNA, 1074 nt
Organism: Penicillium griseofulvum
Lineage: Eukaryota; Fungi; Ascomycota; Eurotiomycetes; Eurotiales; Aspergillaceae
Product: aldo/keto reductase
Exons: 4
Coding region: 1-1074 (357 amino acids)
Source: RefSeq, a predicted model, not a curated record